Penicillium brasilianum is the source of this 1647-nucleotide messenger RNA. Lineage: Eukaryota; Fungi; Ascomycota; Eurotiomycetes; Eurotiales; Aspergillaceae. The record is from the annotation of a GenBank genome assembly.
AUGCCGACCGUUCACCUUUUGGACUACGUCGCGGGGAACAUCCGCUCGUUGGUCAAUGCGAUCAACCAAGUCGGAUACGAGGUCGAAUGGGUUAAGACGCCCGAGGAUGUGAAGAACGCCGAUAAACUAAUCCUUCCCGGUGUCGGCCACUUCGGCCACUGCCUCUCGCAAUUGGAGCAGGGUGGGUUCCUGGGCCCUAUCCGCCAGCACAUUGAAGCCGGAAAGCCUUUCAUGGGAAUCUGUGUUGGCCUACAGGCUCUGUUCCAGGGCUCCGAAGAAGAUCCCAACGUCCCCGGUCUGGGCGUCAUUCCCACGCGCAUUCAAAAAUUUGACGACAAGUCCAAGAGCGUCCCACACAUUGGAUGGAAUUCGGCGAUGAACACGGAGAUUGGGACGAAAAAGCAAAGUUUCUUUGGAUUGAGGCCAACCAGCAAGUACUAUUACGUUCACUCUUAUGCGGCGGCAUACCAGCCCGGAGUGCUUGAGGCGGACGGCUGGUCAGUCGCGACGGCCACAUACGGCGAGGAGGAAUUCAUCGGUGCCAUCAGCCGAGGUAACGUCUUUGGUACUCAGUUCCACCCAGAGAAGAGUGGUGUGGCUGGACUACGCGCCAUCCGCGCUUUCUUGACCGGCGACCAGUUCCAAUCACUUCCCCAAGAGCUAGUUUCCGGCAAGGAAGAUGGAUUGACGCGCCGAGUCAUUGCCUGCCUCGAUGUGCGGGCAAACGACAAUGGAGAUCUUGUUGUCACCAAGGGUGAUCAAUACGAUGUACGCGAGAAGAGUGGAGCGGAUGCGGGUGGCCAGGUUCGCAAUCUUGGAAAGCCCGUCGACAUGGCCAAGAAGUACUAUGAGCAAGGAGCGGACGAAGUCACUUUCCUGAACAUCACAUCCUUCCGCAACUGCCCCGUGGCGGACACACCCAUGCUGGAGAUUCUCCGAAGGACAUCAGAGACGGUCUUUGUGCCCUUGACCAUCGGUGGAGGCAUCAAAGACACCGUCGACACCGACGGCACUGCGAUUCCUGCGCUCGACGUUGCGACGAUGUACUUCAAGUCCGGUGCCGACAAGGUCAGUAUUGGCUCUGACGCGGUCUUUGCCGCCGAAGACUACUACAAGUCCGGGCUGAGCGGACGCACAGCCAUUGAGACAAUUUCAAAUGCCUACGGCAACCAGGCUGUGGUGGUGAGCGUUGAUCCUAAGCGGGUCUACGUGGAUCGACCGGAAGACACCACUCACCACACUCUGAAGACUGCGUAUCCUAAUGCUGCCGGCCAGACCUACUGCUGGUACCAAUGCACGGUCAAGGGUGGCCGGGAGACUCGCGACAUGGAUGUGCGGCAAUUGGUACAGGCCGUGGAGGCGAUGGGUGCUGGUGAAAUCCUGCUCAACUGCAUCGACAAGGACGGCAGCAACAGUGGCUUUGAUCUGGAGUUGAUCAACGAUGUCAAGGCUGCCAUUAAGAUUCCCGUCAUUGCCUCCAGUGGAGCUGGAGUACCGGACCACUUUGCAGAGGUGUUCAACAAGACGACGACUGAUGCGGCGUUGGGUGCAGGCAUGUUCCACCGUGGAGAGUAUACUGUGAGCCAGGUAAAGGAUCACCUCAAGGCCGAGGGCUUCCUGGUCCGCCAAUUUGAGGCCGAUAUCUGA